UUUGACUUCGCUAAUAAGGCGAAGCGAGUAAGCUAAGUACAUAUGCAGGGUAUAUUAGUAUCAUUAACUUAGUUGAUAACGUUAAUUGGCCACCGGAAAGAGUUUCAAAGCCGACGUUUCGAACGAUAGCCCUUCGUCAGAGCGAAUUUCUCUCUCAGUCGAUAAUACUGACUGAAUGAGUUGCCAGUAAUCGGAUCCUUGCGAGUUGCAAUGUUUUCCCCGUGGCGAUCCCAGAAAUCUGUGCGUAAACACAAGGAUCCAUUACUGGCAACUCAUUCAUUACCCGGUUAUUUUCCCCUACCAACGCAGCAACACAGUUUCUACAAGAACUUACUGUCGGGAAAGAAAUAGGUAAUGCUUAAAUUGAUUAUUUUGUGAUUAAAUAUUUAUUAGAAAUUGACAUUUGUAGCGCAAAGAAGUUAGAAUUCACAAUAAUGUAGACAAAGUCCGAGUAUAGCUACGAUGUAAAAUGAUGUAACUGCAUGCAUUUUCUUAAGCUAAAUAAGGUGAAAGAACGUGCGAUUUUGUAAUAGUCAUUUAAAUUAGAUACAUUACAAUGGGAACUUUUACUGCACAUGUGAUUAAUAUUAAAAUACUACCUUACGCAAUGAUAGUGGGAAAAAACUUCUGUAUACUCAGAAUGUGUUAUUUAAUCGUUGAUCGUUGUGUUACGACCGUUGAAUAUGUGAGGAUUGUAUAUCACAAUAGAUUAUCGGUUUGGAUUAAAUCGUGUUUUUACAUCGAAAGAUACAGUCCUCUUGAUUUGUUUGAACAGUUCCCCAACACUGACCCCCCUCCAUUCAUAAUUAUAUAUGCAAUCAAGUUUGCUUUCAGAUGUAGCCAGGUGUCAAUUUUCCGGGUCGUUCUGCUUGUCUCGAAUCACCCUCAACAUUUUGUGGCGUCACACGAAUCGUUUUCAGUCAUAACUUAGCCACGUUUGCGUGUCUGGAGACGGGACGUUUUGUCAGAAAUGGCGCAGUCUACUCCACCACCGAAUAUUUCACUACCCGCUCGAAAUACAGCAGAGUUCAAUGCUUUCUUGGCUAAGAUUGCUGAUCAAAUAACGGAGGAAGAGUUGGAGGAAAUGAAAUUUCUCUGUGACAGAUCACAAACCAAUAAUAGUUUACCACGAGGAAAGCUUCAUGCUAUCAUAAACCCACGCGAGUUUUUGAGCUUCUUACGCCAUCACGAUAAAAUCUGCCUAGAAGACGUGUCCUAUUUGCUAUGGCUACUUAGAAACGUCGGACGUAGUGAGCUAGCCGCUUCAGUCGAGGAACAAGGUAUACCGUCGUCGCUGGGUGGUCAACCUCGAGAUCUUCCGUGUUUAACUGCACACUUUGUUGGAAGAGACGCGGACGUAGAUAAAAUCGUAAAUCAACUGCAGACCUUUCGUAUGGUUGUUCUUCUUUCCAUCCCAGGAAUGGGGAAGACUGAAGUGGGAAUCCGUGUAAGUCACUUGUUAAAGCAAAGGGGUGACCAGUUUGUAACGCAUAUUCGCGUAGAAAGUCAUCAUCAGAAGCUCGCAGACAUCUGCAGUGAGAUUCUUGAUCGAUUGAGUAGUCGCACCUAUUCGGAAACCGCUGACUUUAUAUCCCUUGCGAAGCGUAAACUAUCGGAGCGAAAUAUCCCAACUCUUAUUGUGCUAGACAAUACAGAGAAUAUACAGGGCGAGGAAUUUGAUGAAUUCACCAAAUGGCUCGUGGAAUCUGCCCUGAAUGUACAGUUGAUAAUCACUACUCGAAAAGAUGUUGGAUUCGUGUCGGUGGACGUGUGUAGGUUUCCUCUGAAUCCUUUGGAUCCCGACUCGUCUGCAAAACUGCUUCGGAGCCUUGUUGACGACUGUAGUGAGGAACACUCCAAGGAACUUGCGAAAUUGUGUGGUGGGAUACCACUCCUUCUUGUGACCUGUUCUGACUCGCUGAACAAUGGUUUAAGUCCCGAUCUGUUAAUCCAACAGCUCAGUAAUGAUCCCAUACAACAUUUCAGGAUCAGUGCGAACGAUGUUUAUAACACGCUGGAAGUAUUUUUUAACACUUUUUCCGAUGAGGUAAAAAAUAAUCUUGUCCUUUUUUCUGUUUUCCCAUCGGAGUUCUCAGGUCAAGACAUCCAGUGUCUUUUCGAAGAUUCCUUACACUGUGAAACAGUGACGAACAGGAUGGUCAAGUAUGGUCUUCUUCAAAGGAACGUCGUUGGAAAGAUGAGGAUGCAUCCUUUAGUCCAAGCCUACUUCCGGACAGAGAAAGAGUCUUUAGGCAUGGGUGACCUGUGGCGCACCGCUCAGUGUAAAUUUAACCAUCAAUACCUUGGUCAGCUGAGAGUCUUGAGCAAAGAGUUUAUCAGCAAAAAUUCAGCUUUGGUUGCGAUCCAUAAGUUUCGACAGCAGAAAGCGAACAUCAUGGAAGCGCUGAAGAAUUGUCUCGAAGACUCUAGCGAUUUAGAUGACAAGAAUUUCGUUUUAGACGUCGUGAACAGUACAGAAGUGCUGGAUUUUGUGGCAAAAGUCCUAACACCCCCUAAAGAGUGCACAGUGCUGUACCAGAAAUGCUGUGAUAUUGCUAAAGCGUCCGGCGAUAUGAAGAGGCAUGCUGAGAGCUUGAAUUCACUGGGAUUCCGUCGUCUCUGUGACGUGUCUCACAGCAAAGACAGCCCAGAAGAAAACCUAGCCACACUUGCAAAGUUUCAGGAAGCAUACGAAAUGCGCAGGACAUUACCAGCAGAAGAACGAAAAACCCAAACGCAUGCGCACACCGCUAGUAAGCUCGGAGUAUGUUUGGUAUUGCAGGGAGAAGAAAAAAAAGGACGAGAGCUCAUACGGGAAGGGAUUUCAAUAAGAAAUUCUUUAAGUAACUGUUUGUAUGUUGCUGCUGGAUACUGUGACCUUGGAAAUUCUUAUCGAUUGUGUGGUGAUCAUCAAGAAGCAAUCGACAUUUGGAAAGAGAACACUCUGCCAAUUUACAAAGAGCAGCUUGGUGACCAUCCCUGGACAGCUUCAAUUUUGUCCUACAUCGCUGACUCGUACAAGGCCCUUGCUGCUGGAAGCUCUGAGCGAGGUUACAUCGACCAGGCCGAGAUGUACUCCAGGGAAGCUCAUGGGCUACGAGAGAGGCUGUUGGGUCAUCAUCAGGAUACAGCUCGUUCGUGCGUUCAGGUUAGCGAUGUGUUAGUCCUUCAAGGACAAUUCGAUGAGGCUUUGGAGGAGCUCAAUAAGGCGUUUGAAAUUCAAAAGGAUGUUUUGGGCCCUGACCACAAGAUCACGAAGAACACAAUGAGCAAAAUGAGUGACGUGAUGGACAAACGAGCAUCAAAUCCUCGUUAACUGCAAAUUCUCAAAACCGAAGCUCGAGGUAAAACUCUUGGUUCUUAGUGAACAGACUGAAGCAUGUAAAUAAAAAUGUAAUGUAUUAUUAAUAUCAAUAUUAUUAACUGAGUUGAUAACGUAAAUUAGCCACCGUAAAGAGUUUAAAAGCUGACGUUUCGAGCGGUAGCCCAUAGUCAAAUCGAAUGAGGAAGGACUAACGCUCGAAACAUCAGCCUUUUACGGUGGCUAAUUUACGUUAUCAACCCAGUUGAUAAGACUAAAUUACUAUGUUAAACUCUUCCACCGACGAAGCGCCACAGUUUCUUUAGAAACUUACCCCCGUGUAAAUAAAACUUAGGCCAACUGGUAUCUCAUCAGUGUUGCAAGGAAUUUAUUUAAAUUCAUUGGAAUAAUGUAAAAAUCAAGUUUUUGCCUUCUUUCAUCAUCGUUACGAACGAUUUUUUUAGUUUGGUUUUUCCCUGUCGUGUUUAUUGUGUUUCGGAAUUGGCAUCGACUUAUCCCACAAAAUUAGAGCGUAUUAUAAUACUUCAGAAGAAAAUUACUACAGUCAUCACCAAAGAGCCUUUCAAUGCUCAUACUAACCCCAUAAGGAGGUAAGUAGUGGGUUUUCCCACCAUCGCUAGACAUUGACACUGAGGUGAGGUGUAUAUACUAAAACAGUGAGAUAAUAAAGCACAAAAAGAUGAGUUUAACUCAUUUAUUCCUGGAACUAUUGCAAUAUUUUUGGUUGCGAAUCCCACAGCCCAUAUUCGAAGUUUGAGUAGCCAAUCAGCGCGCCUUAACAAUGUUUUUAGUAUAUACCGAUAAAAUUUAGUGGCUUAGUUUCCGUUGGCUGUUUAACUGUCCAUUUCGACUGGUCUAGUUAAAAGGUGCUGCUAAUCAGGCAGGUAAAAUUGUGCAGUUCAGUGACUCCCUAGUUGGAAAAAGUGUUAAAUAAACGCUGUUAAGGACCAAGUAGAUUCGAGCACUUUGCUACUGACACAACUUUCCGAGAGGAAGAAGAUUUAGCUUCUCCCAUCCGGGGAAUUACUUUUCUGUCUACGGUGAAUGUUUGUAAGUAGACUGCGAGUAGUCCCUCCUAUUCGGCGAAGUCCGUCACGCGGGUCAAAAAAGGGUUAGUGGAACUCUGGAAGUUAGACGCACGAAAACUACAGUCUGUAUUAUUUCCAAAUUCACGCGACGAAGUGCGCCGAAAAGGAUAGACUGCUCGUUUCAAGUUUCUAAGAAGCUUAUCCAUAGACAAUAAUUUGCGCUAAAUCAAAAAUUCUGUUUCGAGGUUACAUGUUGUUUCUUUUGAUCACGGUUGUUAUCAUUCGACAACAUGCAUUCAUCA
Molecule: messenger RNA, 4652 nt
Organism: Pocillopora verrucosa
Lineage: Eukaryota; Metazoa; Cnidaria; Anthozoa; Scleractinia; Pocilloporidae
Source: RefSeq, a predicted model, not a curated record